AUGGCCAUGAGCGCGGGUAUCCUUUCGUCGCCGAUGCUAGGAGGUUUGGUAUACAGCGCUGGCGGCUACUAUGCCGUCUUUUCCAUGUGCUUCGGUCUCAUAGCAGUUGAUACUGUGAUGAGGUUGAUGGCUAUCGACGUCAAGACAGCUCAGGCGCGUCAAACCAAGCCACAGGCCAGCAUUUCUCAUCUUGCUGCUCUCUGGGGCACCCUCGCUCACGGUAUCGUCACGACAUCAUUUGACAGUACCCUGCCCCUUUUCGUCUCAGAGAGAUUUCAUUGGGACUCUGUCGGUGCUGGUCUUAUCUUCCUACCGCUGGUUUCGCCCUCGCUACUCGGCCCCUUGGUCGGCGCUGCUUGUGACCGUUGGGGUGCCAGACUACUGUCGAGCUUUGGGUUCCUGCUUGCAACGCCAUUCUUCAUCUGCCUCCGCUUUGUUGAUGGCGAUAGCUUGUCGCAAAAGGUUAUCCUGUGCGUCUUGCUUGCUGGGGUGGGCAUUGCCAUGGCCUUGGUGCUCGGCCCGCUGAUGGCAGAAAUCACCUGGGUGGUUGAGGAGGUCAUGCCCAGUUCGGCGCAAAGCUCCUUUGCACAGACCUAUGGCCUGUACAACAUGGCCUUCUCGGGAGGUGCCUUGCUUGGCCCUAUCCUUGGUGGAAUGAUACGCGAUGCUGCCGGUUGGGGCACUGUUGGCUGGACUUUAGGACUGAUCACGUUUGUGACCGCCAUUACGCAAGUCUUAUGGACCGGCGGUCCAGUUUUCAAGCAUCGAGCCAGCGCAUGA
Colletotrichum graminicola M1.001 is the source of this 780-nucleotide messenger RNA. RefSeq lists its product as uncharacterized. Gene Ontology annotation, biological process: transmembrane transport. NCBI's taxonomy places the organism in Eukaryota, Fungi, Ascomycota, Sordariomycetes, Glomerellales, Glomerellaceae. The record is from RefSeq and is a predicted model, not a curated record. The transcript is spliced from 2 exons. The coding region runs from base 1 to 780 and encodes 259 amino acids. Gene Ontology annotation, molecular function: transmembrane transporter activity.